CCUUCCCCGCGGCCGGCAGGGAGCGAGCGGAGCUGUCCGCCUGCUGGAGCCGCUGCCGCCGGACCCGAGAGAGAACGACAGAGAGAGGCGGGGCUCGCUGCCCCCCCCCGCCCCGCCUUGCCUUCUCGGGGCGACUUUGGAGCGGCUCCCCUCCCGGAGAAUCGGCGUCUCCGCGCCCCGGUAGCCUCGCAGAGCCUUAGCCGGCUCCUUUUCGGACCUGAUCGGCGGACCAAAGAGCGGCCAGGUGACACGUAGCACUGCGGCCGGCCUCGGUUGUUGGACGGGAGGCAAAGCGGCGAGCAAGGGACACCCCCCCCCUCACCGCUCCCCCCUCCACCUCCACCCCGACCGUGACCGCCAUCCUGCCAGCUCCCUGCUCUCAUCUUUUCUCUCCCCCCUCCGUCCUCGCACUGGCUCCAUUGAACCAUCCGGCCCCUGAACCCUGGAGUAAAAAGUCCCAGGCACACGAGAGUGGGGCAGAGGUCGGAGCGGUGCCCAGGACCUGCUGAGCGAACGUGACUGGCUGCUGCUUCCGUCCUUGCCCGUGAAGCCCACCAAAGCAGGGGUGGAGCGAGGCCGAUGCUACCGAUGGCGGGUGUGACACUCCAGUUCUCUUAAGGAUGUUUGGAAAAGCUGGAUUGUCCAAUGGAGGCUGCCGAGUGUGCCAGCAUCUUGCCAGGUAAUAGCAGCCUGUCGGGAGACCAGCAACUGAAUUACCUUUCUCUGGAGCAGAGCCCCGCUAAACCUUCUACAGAAGUGAAGGGUUACCAGAGGAAGGCAUGGAAGACGUUCCUCUGCCACUCGGUCUCCGUGCUCACUCUGGGGCUCCCCCUCGUCAUCUUCCAUUGGAAGCCGCACCUGGAAAUCUACGCCAAGUGCACGCCCUGCUCCUUGCGCCAGGCAGAUUGGGUGCUCAUCCGAGAUCAGCUGGGAAGGUGUUUCGCAUCCAGAGUCCGAACAGAGCAGAUCGAAGAUGGCAGCCUCGAAUCCAGAACAGACGAGGGGAGGAGCGCUAUUGCCGUGGGCGUUUCGGAUGACCAAGCAAGAAGCCAGGACACCAUACGGCUGCACCAGAAGGAAGAGAAAAAUGUUCUUCGCUAUUACUCCUUUGAAGGCAUCCACUAUCUCUGGGUGGAAAGGCGACAGGCCUACUGCAGGGCCAGCACGUUGGACGAAGGCUGGACGUGUUCCGAUCUCCACCUCUCCUGCCGUGGCCUGAGCGUCCAAGAGCAAUCUGCCAGAAAGAUGAUUUACGGCCCAAACCUGAUUGACGUGCCGGUGAAGUCGUACCUCCGGCUGCUGAUGGAUGAGAUCUUGAACUUAUUCUACCUUUUCCAAGUGUUCAGCAUCACCUUAUGGAUCUGUGAAGAAUAUUACUCCUACGCGGCCUGCAUCUUUAUCAUUUCCACCGUCUCCAUCGGACUCUCUCUCUACGUCACCAAAAAGCAAAACAGGACUCUCCGGGAUAUGGCCAAAGUGGUGAGCAGCGUGCAGAUCUGCCGGCCUUCUGGAGAGAGAGUGGUGGUGAGUUCCGUGGAUCUCGUGCCAGGAGACGUCCUCGUGGUCUCUCCAGAAGGGAUGCUAGUUCCCUGCGAUGCCGCAUUGCUCAACGGCGAGUGUGUGGUCAACGAAAGCCUUCUGACUGGGGAGAGCACGCCAGUCCUGAAGACCCCUUUGCCUAAAGGCCCGGAAGAGGCCAACACCACCUAUUCCUCCGAAGAUCACAAACGACACACCCUGUUCUGUGGGACACAAGUCAUCCAGGCUCGAUCCCACGGAGACGCUGACAUCCUGGCAGUUGUGACCCGCACCGGAUUCUACACAGCCAAAGGGGAUCUCAUCAGCUCCAUCCUUCAUCCCAAGCCACUGAGGCUCAGGUUUCAUAACGAUGCUUGGAAGUUUAUCACCUUCCUUGCCGUCUUGGCCGUCAUUGGAACCAUCUACAGCAUCAUCAUCUUAAAGAGAAACAAGGUUUCCCGGUGGCUGAUAGCCCUCCGUGCUUUGGACAUUGUGACGGUGGUUGUUCCCCCAGCCUUGCCGGCUGCGAUGACGAUGGGCACCAUGUACGCUCAAAGUCGGCUGAAACGCCGGGGCAUUUUCUGUAUCAGUCCCCAACGCAUCGACCUCUGUGGAAAGGUGCGCCUGGUUUGCUUCGACAAGACAGGGACCCUUACCGCUGAUGGCAUGGACGUCUGGGGAGUCGUUCCCCAGGCUGGCAGCUCUUUCCUGCCCAUCGUCCAUGAGCUCCGUCGCCUGGCCGAUGGGCCACUGCUCCGCUGUCUGGCCACCUGCCACACCCUCUCUCUACUUGGAGAUCAGCCUAUAGGUGACCCGGUGGAUCUCCGGAUGCUGGAGUCUACUGGAUGGUCUCUGGUAGAAACCGAAGGGCCAGAGGUGAAGGCCUGCCUGGAACAGGACUUUGGGACAGGUGCUCUGCUGUUCGUGGCUCCCCCGCUGCUGAAAGAGCAGCUCCCCGGCACGAAGACCCCCGUCCCCAUGGCUGUCCUCCGUCGCUUCCCGUUUUCUUCAGCUUUGCGGAGGAUGAGCGUUCUGGGGAAGGCUCCCGGCAAUAGCCCCGUGGAGGUUUUCAUGAAGGGAGCUCCAGAGACGGUGGCUGGCCUCUGCAAGAAAGAAUCUGUCCCCCAGGAUUUUCCCCAGCAGCUGCAACAGUUCACAAGCAGUGGGUUCCGCGUUCUGGCCCUCGCUUAUAAGCCCUCGGUGGCCGUGGGGAGCUUUGAAGAAGCCCAGGAGGUGACCAGAGACUGGGUGGAGACGGACAUGGUCUUCCUUGGGCUCCUAGUCCUCAAGAACAUCCUCAAGCCUGAGACGGCACCAGUCAUCCGCGUGCUGCGCAGUGCAGGGAUCCAAACCGUCAUGGUCACAGGAGACAACAUGCUCACUGCAGUCAACGUGGCGAGGAGCUGCCACAUGGUGGAGGCGCACGAGCGUGUGGUGUUCGUGAAUGCUGCACCUCCCAGCUGCGGCAAGGUAGCUGCCCUCACCUUCACUCCUUCAGAGCAGGUCAAGGAUGUGCACCAGCAAGAGAGCGACUUCCCGGAACAGCUGCCGUGCUCCUUUGCCUUGAACGGGAAAUCCUUCACGGUCCUCUGCGAGUGCUUCCCAGCCCUCCUGCCCAAGAUAUUAGUCCAAACCACUAUUUUCGCACAGAUGUUACCUGACCAGAAAACUCGCCUGGUUGAGCAUUUGCAACAUCUGAACUACUGCGUGGCCAUGUGUGGAGACGGGGCCAACGACUGCGGGGCUCUGAAGGCAGCCGAUGUGGGCAUCUCGCUCUCCGAAGCAGAGGCCUCGGCGGCGGCACCGUUCACUUCCCAGAGGGCCAAUAUCGAGUGCGUCCCCAUCACCAUUAGGGAAGGAAGAUGCUCUUUGGUCACCUCCUUUGGCCUCUUCAAAUACAUGGCGUUCUACAGCCUGACGCAAUUUGUUUCCGUGCUCCUGCUUUACACGCUCAACACCAACCUGAGCGAUGGGCAGUUCCUGUUCAUCGACCUCAUCAUCACCACCACGAUGGUGGCUCUCAUGGGCAAGACGGAGCCUGCCGAGGACUUGGGUCUCAAGCGUCCACAGGGAGCCCUGAUCAGCCUUGCCGUCCUGGGCAGCCUUUGUCUCCAAAUGGCUCUCAUCGUCGCAGUCCUGCUCCUCAUCUACUUCAUCACCAUCUCUCAGCAGUGGUUCACCCCUCUGAACAGCACUCUGUCAGCCCCUGCAAACCUCCCCAAUUAUGAGAACACCGUUGUCUUCUGCACCUCGGGGUUCCAGUACCUCAUCCUGGCGGUGGUCGUGUCGAAAGGCCGCCCUUUCCGCAAGCCCCUUUAUACCAAUGUGCCGUUUCUGAUGGCCUUGCUCUUGCUCGCCGGCAUCAUGACCUGGCUGACUGUCUACCCGCUGUCCUUCAUGCAAAAGCUCUUGCGUCUUAAGAGUAUUGGCGACCUGAGCUUCAAAGUGAUCUUGCUGGGAAUGGCUGCUCUCCACUUCUUCACGGCUUUCGUAUUGGAGGUGGGCCUAGACCACGGCCUGCUGAACGGCUUCCGGAAGCUGCGACGCAAGAAGGCAUCGAAAAAGUUGUUCAAGCAGCUGCAGCGGGAGCUCAGCCAGGAGAAAAGCUCGUGGCCGCCUCUCCACGCACCUGUCUUCGCCCCCACCAGAAUCUCCCCAGCCGCAAGAUGA
Messenger RNA from Ahaetulla prasina, 4188 nucleotides. RefSeq names its product ATPase cation transporting 13A2 (gene ATP13A2). The transcript is spliced from 30 exons. Gene Ontology annotation, molecular function: P-type transmembrane transporter activity; ATP hydrolysis activity; ATP binding. Gene Ontology annotation, cellular component: membrane. Bases 646 to 4188 code for a protein of 1180 amino acids. Gene Ontology annotation, biological process: regulation of autophagosome size; intracellular calcium ion homeostasis; regulation of mitochondrion organization. NCBI's taxonomy places the organism in Eukaryota, Metazoa, Chordata, Lepidosauria, Squamata, Colubridae. The record is from RefSeq and is a predicted model, not a curated record.